CCACAACGACCCACACUCCGACACGACAUGUCUUUCUCGUGUUCGUCUUCUCAACUAGCUUCCUAUCGAUUUUCCAGUGCUGACGCGCCUAAAAUCUCUGGGUCUGACAAGGCUGUGGAUUGUCUGUUGCCCGUGUCGCCCGUUGAGGAUCACGCAUUUUGGACGAACAACUCGGCAAACAGUUGAGAGCCUCAAGCCCUGAACGCUUCUGUCGUGCCGGAUGCCUUUCGCUGCCGCCGUUGUUCAGGACGUGAUCCCUCUUGCCAUGUCCCGUAUCCCCUUCAGUGUGUCUGUGAACCAUGGCGUGCUACUCUCCAACGACCCUGGAACUACCAGAUCAACCACUUCCAGAUCAGUCAGUGUACUACACAAGGAGGCCAAAGCAGCAUUAACAUUGCAAUUGCGUCCCAGCUACCAGGGCCGGCCACUGUGACUGUGUUGCUCAACCACUCAACUCCCAUUUAUCUAGACACAUAGCCAAUCGGUGCGCGUACCAUGAACCAUUUCCAACCAUUGACCCACUUACGGACUGUCUACCAAACGCACCUACCCGUUGCAUGCCAAUCCUCGACUGUAAAACACUAAACCAAACCUGCUACAUGUUACACACGAUCAAGCGCCUUCAAACUAGUCCGUUGUUUUUGAUCGGUACCAGCCGAGAAGCUUUCUUAGAAUAGGGGAGUGAGUUCGACGAGCCUUGCUAUGUUUGCUCGAACCAAUAGCAAUGUCAAUGCCCAAGCAAGCUGCCUCUCUGGUUGCGCUAUCGAGAAUGACCCCGUGCUUAACCAUCGUUAUACCUUGAUGUAUGCACGUGGAUGAGCUUGGAGAAUCACGUAUCCUGCUUCCCAUCCACUCGGAAGUGCCUCUUACAUUGCGCAGUAAAAUUGCGCUUCCAAACCACUACCAGGCCCUGAGCAUACCGUCCCCAGGCUUCAAGGCGUUGGAAUCUGCAGGUAGCCGCUGUUAAAAUGCACACGCGAGCCGAUUCGAACGCAGCCGCUCCGGAGAACGAUCUGUCCUCGAUAGCAUCUGAGAUUUCCUUUCACAUCAACGCCCUGUCCGCACGUACGCGUUCAGGGCAGGCAAGGAAUCAGUGGGUCCGCAUAUCCGGGACUGGAUGGUGGGCACUGCGCCCGUGGCUUCCUUUGUGCACCCACAAUCCUCAUCAGCGCAUCCAGUCAUGCAUCGUGCUUCUGCCGUAGCGGCAGAGACAAAACAGCAUCUGCAGUCAAUCCCUGGUACGCUUCAGAAGGGCUUUGGGUUACGGCCCGCACCCUCGGUAUUAAAAAUUGCAUGCGUUGAAGUCCGGCGGCUGACCAUUCUCUACCACGAUCUCCACCGAAAGUCCAAGCCACAAUCGCGUUUGCACGCCUCAUCCUACUAUUCUCAUAGCAAAUGGACUGUCUGUUGCUUUUUCUGUGGAUAAACAGUUCUGGCUCGUUUCUGUUUCACUGUUUCCCAGGAUAAUUGCUCGCGAUCCUCCAUAUCCAGUGCGUUGGGAUGAGGGGAAUAUCCGCGACGGCGCACUCAGACCAAACGAGUUGCAGUCUCCUCCGUCAAACUUGCCCUUCCCAAAAGUACGUAGAUAGUCUUGACAUACAUCCAUCCUAUUCACCUCCUUUGCCCUACUCUUUUCUUUCCGUUACGGUUCAAGCUAAAACCAG
Verruconis gallopava is the source of this 1664-nucleotide messenger RNA. RefSeq lists its product as uncharacterized. The coding region runs from base 1118 to 1426 and encodes 102 amino acids. Lineage: Eukaryota; Fungi; Ascomycota; Dothideomycetes; Venturiales; Sympoventuriaceae. The record is from RefSeq and is a predicted model, not a curated record. The transcript has 2 exons.